This is a messenger RNA of Trichobilharzia szidati, 1288 nucleotides long. The record is from the annotation of a GenBank genome assembly. Lineage: Eukaryota; Metazoa; Platyhelminthes; Trematoda; Strigeidida; Schistosomatidae.
GCGGUUGUUCAAAUAGUUGUUAUACAACAAGGAUUAUGUUUCGUUUUGGGGAUGUAAAUACACAUUGUUGUCAGUUCUACUUUUUAAUUAUUGACUAUGAAAACAUAAUCUCAUGAUAAGCAUGGAAACAGAAAUCAAUUGUUCCAAUAAUACUAACAGCAAUAAUAAUAAUACCAAUAAUAAUCAACAUCAGCAUUUUGGAUUAUUACUAAAAAAAGAUUCCGUGAAAAUACCCUCUCAUGCAACACUGUCAUCAAAUGAAAUAGAUUUACCCAUAAUUGAUAAUUGUAAUAAUAAUAAUAAUAGCAAUAAUAAUACCAGUGAUAAUCGAAAUAGCACAUCAAGUGAAUUAAAAUUUAUGGAUGAAAGUACCUCAUCAUCGUCUUCAUCAAUAUGCGGUGUUAUCGAUGGUCCAGCACCAUCAGCACCGCCACCAUCAUCCUCUAGUGGAGGAGGUACAGGUACUGCUGGAGGCGGAUUAUCUGAAUCUUCAGGUGAUUUAACACUUGCUGGCAAUAAAUCGUCUUCUUCAACAUUAUCAAGUCGUGAUCAUCACCAUCCUCAGCAUUGUGUGGAUAGUAAUCUCCUAUUGCAUAAUGGAUUACCAAGUGUUGAAUCUUCUUUAUACCCUCAAUCAUUAUUGAAUAAGACAAAUCCAUUUUUUAUUCCUUCGAAAUCGAAUAAACCUGUCAGUACUAGAAGUAGCAAUAGUAGUGGAACGACGACGUCACCGACAACAGCAAUAACCACAACAGCAGCAGCAGCGACAUCAAAUCCAACAUUAUCGAAUACUUCACUGACAGAUUCUAAGCAAACACGAUUGAAUAAUAAUAAUAAUAAUGCCAUCAUCAUGCCAAGUAGUUAUAAAUCACGUAUCCCUGUGCCGAUUUCAACUGAGACCGCCAGUUCAGCUGUAACACAGAAAUUGACAAUCAAAUCACAGAUUGGUGGUGGUGGUAAUCAAGUCGUUAGGAAUGUUGUAUCACUACCGAUGAAUAAAGUGGCGGAUAAUGAUACACCUAAUCCGUCAACUCCACCUGUCAAAUCAACCGCUGAAAAUGGUUACAUGAAUGAUAAUACUACUACUAAUAAUAAUAAUGGUGAUAAUAAUGAUAAUGAUGAUGAUAAUGUAUGUGUUAAAGUAAAAUCGAAGAGUACUCAUUCUUAUCCACCUCUUCCUCCACUUUCAUCAAAUCGUAUUGAUUCUCAUAAGACUCUUAAAGGAGUCCCUUCGAAAUCCAUCUCGUCUUCUCACUCCCCUCACCAUCGUCAACAGGGACAAAUAUGA